Molecule: messenger RNA, 1281 nt
Organism: Dermacentor albipictus
Lineage: Eukaryota; Metazoa; Arthropoda; Arachnida; Ixodida; Ixodidae
Product: nose resistant to fluoxetine protein 6-like
Molecular function (GO): acyltransferase activity, transferring groups other than amino-acyl groups
Source: RefSeq, a predicted model, not a curated record
GUGGAUUUUUCCUCUGCUUCACGGUUAGCAGACAAAAACGAAAUGGUCCCGUCGUCGUCAUUGUCAAUGUGGUGAAAAGGUUAAUAAGAAUUUGCUUUCCGCUGUUCUUCGUCAUCAUGUCCUUGUACCUGCUUCCACGUAUCGUCACCGGACCAGAUGCCACGGCAUGCUUCCAGAAGAUAUUUGAUGAAGUCACCAAUCAUUGGUGGCAGUUACUUCUACAAAUAAGAAACUUCUAUGAAACUACUGUUUGGGACGUGCUCGUCCACACGUGGUACCUGUCAGCGGAUUUCCAGCUCUAUCUGGUCUCUCUUCUUACGCUUUCGAUACUGCAAGGUCGCAAGAAGACGCUUCUGGCAGCAUUCGCCCUGUUCUCUCUCAUUGGCUGUGCUUCCUCAACGUGGGUCGUGGGGCGCCAGCAUCUGCUGCCGUUUAUGAUGUUCCCAGGCCCUGACGUGCCUUUGUUGACGAGAACACUGAGCGAGUUCUACACCCGGCCAUACUAUCACGCAGUCUGCUACUUUAGCGGCUGCGUAACGUUUCUUUUGAUGGGCGACUUCAAAAAGAGGAAUAUUACUACGGGUAUGCAGGUGGCAGCCUGGUGUGUGUCCGUGGGCUGCGGCUUAAUCUCGGUGUUCGCCAAGCUAGCGUGGUAUAGAAGCCCGAGUCCGACGUCUGAGGCAGUCACGCUCCUUGUGGCUUUCUUCGACCGCAUCCUGUGGUCCGUGUUCAUUGUCUGGUUCACACUGGCCUGUGCUUCAGGUCGAGGAGGCUUCGUCGGCAAGUUCCUGUCCUGGAACGUCUUCGUGCCCUUGAGCAAGCUUUCGUUUGGCGUGUACCUCAUUCACGUGCCCUUCAUCCAGGUCAUGCUCCAUGCGUCCAGGGAAAAAAUAUUGUGGUCCAAGUUUAACUUGGUCACGCUGUGGUUCUCGGUGCUAAUUUGGAGCUUCCUGCUGUCUUAUCUGACAUUCCUCGCUUGCGAAGCGCCGAUGGCAAAGCUGAAUAGCCUCAUCUUCGGCGGAAUCAUCGGAAGAGGAGAUGCUCGCAAACAGAAGCAACCAGAGCAGUCUACCUGAAAAAUUUGUAGUCGAUGAUGAAAACUGAAAGCAGAAUGCGAAAGUGACACUGUACCCGUGUGGAAACCACCCUCGGGAUGGCCGUACAAUCACCUGAGCUCUGCCCUAACUUCCCCGGGGCCUUAGUCCAGCGGGAGACGUAAAUAUCCAAGAAUAAUUUUUAGAAAAAGAUUUACAUUUGCAUUAGCUAGCUUAUAUUUUGUGU